AUGCAGGCAUACAGCGGCGAUGGCGGGGCGAGCCGCGACGGCGGUCGCGAUCGCGUGAGCCGCGGCGCGACGAGCGUUGGCAAGGUGAGCAAUGGCCGCACCAUGACGGGCGGCAACACGAGCGGCGCGGCUACAACGACGCUUGGUGCGGAGGUCGCGAGCAGCGAUGGCACGAUGAGUCACAAUGGCCCGAUGAGCGCGAGCAACGGCCGCAUCAUGACGGGCGGCAUGACGAGCGGCGCGGCUACGAUGACCGUCGGUGCAGAGGCGAGCGCGAGCGCGGCUGGCACGAUCGGCGCGAUGACUGGCACUGGUCCCACGAUCCCAGGCGCGACCGACGCGGCGAGGGGCAGCCUCAGCGCAGCGAUGGCCGGCGGCUCUGCUGCCGGUCAGCUCAACGCUAAGCAGCUCAGCAGCCACAUCUCAAAUGCUGGCAGCGCUGACGCAUUGCUCGCGCUCUUUUCUGCCCACAGCGCGAACUUGAACCACAUCCACGCUGCGAACCUGUGGAACAAACUGGGCAAGCAGCGCAUCGAGCGGUGGCACGAGGAGCGGCUUGAGCAGCUGGUGCAGCGCACGCUUGACCUCGUCGCCGACUCGCUCGCGCGGGAUCCGUCGAGGUGGGGCGUCGUGCGCCGCUCUCAGCUGCACCAGUGGCAGCUCUGGCUCUCCCUUGAGCGAGGAGCAGACGGGCAGCAGCACCUCCUCUCCGAGUCCCAGCGCAAGCUCUGCUGCGACGCCAUGCAAGGCACCGAAGUUACGAUCUCGCGCUUACAGCGCUCCGUCGCGGCUGCCCUCGCCGCCGUCCAGCACGGCUUCGAGGAGGAGCACCUCGAGCCGCGCACCGGCUACUCGCUCGACCUGGCGCUGCCCUCUUCACGCGUCGCUGUCGAGGUGGACGGCCCCUCUCACUUCCUGCUGCCCGACGGCCGGGGCGUGCGCAAACCCAAUGGGCCAACGCUGCUCAAGCGGCGCCUCCUCGCGGCGGCUGGCUGGAGGGUGAUCAGCGUUCCAUUCUACGAGUGGGACGGUUUUGCGACAGCCAAUGGGCAGCAAACCUACCUGGAGAGGGCGGUCGCUCCGCUGUUGGGCUAG
Molecule: messenger RNA, 1095 nt
Organism: Emiliania huxleyi CCMP1516
Lineage: Eukaryota; Haptophyta; Isochrysidales; Noelaerhabdaceae
Exons: 4
Coding region: 1-1095 (364 amino acids)
Source: RefSeq, a predicted model, not a curated record